AUUCAACUCUCAUCAUCACCAACACAAUCAACUCUCUCCUUCUCUAAUCAAAAUAACAAGAAAAAAGACACAAAGAUGAAGAUCUCGAAAACCCUUUUGCUAGUGAUUUCUCUGAUAGCUGCAACUUGUUUCUUGCAAGCCAAGGCAGCUGGAGUUUACUGUAGCAACCCUUACAGCAGAUGUUACCGCAGGUACAUCCAAUGUCCAGAAGAAUGUCCAAGCACAACAGCUAUGAACUCCAACAACAAAGUUUGCUACGCCGACUGCGACAGACCAACUUGCAAAUCCCAAUGCCGCAUGAGGAAACCGAAUUGCAACAGACCUGGAUCAGCUUGUUAUGACCCGAGGUUCAUUGGAGGAGACGGCAUUGUGUUCUACUUCCAUGGAAAGAGCAACGAAGAGUUCAGCCUCGUCUCUGACUCUGACCUUCAGAUCAACGGUAGGUUCAUUGGCCACAGACCCGCUGGUCGCGCCAGAGACUUCACAUGGAUCCAAGCUCUCGGAUUCCUCUUCAACUCCCACAAGUUCUCUCUCGAAGCCGCAAAAACCGCCACAUGGGACAACGAAAUCGACCAUCUCAGAUUUGCUUUCGAUGGCCAAGAACUAUCUGUCCCGGAAGAAACUCUCUCCACCUGGUACUCACCAAACAAGGACAUCAAGAUCGAGAGAGUGACCACGAGAAACAGCGUGAUCGUGACAAUCAAAGACAAAGCCGAGAUCAUGGUCAAUGUGGUUCCGGUGACUAAAGAAGACGACAGGAUCCACAGCUACAAAGUACCAUCAGAUGACUGUUUCGCACAUCUCGAGGUUCAGUUCAGGUUCUUCAACCUUUCACCUAACGUCGACGGAAUCUUGGGACGAACCUACAAACCGGAUUUCCAGAAUCCGGCUAAGCCUGGAGUCGCUAUGCCAGUUGUUGGUGGCGAAGACAGCUUCAAGACCUCUUCUCUUCUCUCCAACGACUGCAAAACUUGCAUUUACUCUGAAUCACAGAUUGAUUCCGUUAAGUCAGAGAUGGAAUAUGCAGCUUUGGAUUGUACCCGUGGAGCUUCUUCUGGAUACGGAAUCGUCUGCAGGAAGUAAAGAAAUCAUAUUGAACGUGGCUUAAAAUUAAAAGAUGAAUAAUGCCAGAGAGCAGUUAGCUUCUGCUGGAGAAUUUUCAAACUAUAUUAUUACGUGAAGAAAAAGAUUGUUGUAUUUUGCUUACUAUUUAAUACUUGUAUUGUAUCGUCGACCAUGCAUUCUAAUUUGUAUUCACCUAAUCACUGCUAAUGAUAUAUAAAUAACCUAUGAAUUCUCCUG
Molecule: messenger RNA, 1302 nt
Organism: Thlaspi arvense
Lineage: Eukaryota; Viridiplantae; Streptophyta; Magnoliopsida; Brassicales; Brassicaceae
Source: the annotation of a GenBank genome assembly